Leptidea sinapis is the source of this 2655-nucleotide messenger RNA. RefSeq lists its product as uncharacterized. NCBI's taxonomy places the organism in Eukaryota, Metazoa, Arthropoda, Insecta, Lepidoptera, Pieridae. The coding region runs from base 160 to 2655 and encodes 831 amino acids. The transcript has a single exon. The record is from RefSeq and is a predicted model, not a curated record.
ACCUUGCCGUGGUGGGGGGGCUUAAGGAAAGCUUGAACAAAUUGUCAUUAACUUCUUGACCAAACCCUAUCUCGUUAAGGUAGAAGGCACAAAUACUUUACAAAGUCACCAACACCUAGACACACCUUUCCGACCAACGGUCCCAACAACCCAUUCAAUAUGGAGACACGCUCGAUGAAAAAACGUAAAAUUGGACCGCUUCCCGGGGGCGAUCGCCGGGGCACACCUGGAGCUGGCGCUGGGUGUCUCAGCAUGCGAACCGUCAGCGGUGAGGAGCUGAACAGGCGGGCUCCCACCGGAUCAUCCGAAAAUACUACAGCCGAAAAUGACAGACUGACUGACAGGACUACUCCAACGGAACCUUAUAGUCCAUGUACCAUCUCAUAUACACCAUCCAUUCCCUCCUCACCCCUUUCAAGCAGAUAUUCACCCACACCGACCUUGGAUGCUGCGCGGGAGGCAAAUGCCUUUUUACUCGCGUCCACCAAAGCCGGUAAACCGAGAGUGCGCAUGAAAUGGAGUAAAGAAAUGAACCUAUUCAUUAUGCGCACCUAUUACUACAUCACGAAAUUAGAGACCGACCUAACCACCUACAGAAAACAGUUGCAUGAACUCUUCUUACAAAAAUAUCCGGACUUAAACGUUACAGAACAAAGAAUUGCGGAUCAAAGAAGAGUAAUAGUAAAAAACAAACUCUUAAAUCAGGAAACUUUAAAUCAAAUUAAAGAAGAAAUAAAGUCACAACUAGAAAUAGAAAAUGAAAAUCAAUUCCAUAUUAACAUUAGUGAACCAACAAACGAUGUAAUUCCAUGUUCUUCCACUCAAACAAUACCAAACACACAGCACAAUCAAUCAUUAAAUACAUUCACAUAUAAUACUCAAUCAUUACAAACAUUCUCAUAUAUCACUCAGACAUCACAUAAUAUGCCUACACAGACUGAAUUUGUUACUAUAAUGAUGGAAAACGACAUUGAUACGGUAUUAGACCAUAACCCAGGUACGAACACUGAAAUAGAAGAAAUUUGUUAUAAAUUCAAAACAGCACUAACACAAUAUUCAGGAAUGGACCCACUAGUCCGUCCAAAAUUGCCUAAACUUAGAUACAAUUCUCACCUAUUUCAACUAGUCAAUAUGUUUAAUAGCGAUAUCCUGUCCCGAUUUAUUUCCGACGACACAAAACUAACUGACAUACAUACGAUAGUGUAUUGCGUAGCCUUAGUUAUCUCUGAAGAACUUAACUAUAAGGUCACAGAAUAUAUUAGAAGCACAAGGCCCAAAGACUGUUAUAAACCACCAUGGCAAAUAAGGUUAGAAAAGGAUAUAGAAAAACUCAGAGCAGACUGUGGGCGACUCACCCAGUACAUCAAUAACAAUAGAUCCCGUAAAAUCAUUAAGCAUGUUAAAGCAAUAUUUAAAACAGGAAACACACACACUAAACAUGAAAAUAGCAACAUUAAACCGGAAGAAUUCUUAGACACUUUAAAACAAAAAUUAGCACUCAAAGUUCAUAGACUUAAAAGAUACAAAAAGGCACAGGAAAGGAAAAAUGAUAACACAAUGUUUAGCACUAACGAAAAGAAUUUCUACAGAAACUUACACAAACUAAAAACAGAUACAGUAAACAAUCCUAAUGUGCCCACACAAGAACAACUGGAAACGUUUUGGUCAGGCAUCUGGGAACAACAAGUACAUCACAAUGAUAAAGCUGAUUGGAUUAUAGAAGAAGAAAAUAAAUGGAAUGCAAUUGAAGAAAUGGAUUUCACAGAAAUAACUGAGACAGACAAAAAUAACAUUACAGCCAGAUUGCAUAACUGGAAAUCACCAGGGAUAGACAAAAUUCAUAACUUUUGGUAUAAAAAAUUAUUUUCUUUACAUAAAAUCAUGGCCAAAAAUAUUACAGAUAUUAUUGGUAAACAGAAAAUUCCAGAUUUCAUUGCUACUGGAAUAACCUAUAUGCUUCCAAAAUUACAGAUAUCUCCACUCCCUUCACAAUAUAGACCAAUCACAUGCCUACCAACUAUAUAUAAAAUAUUAACAUUAGCCAUAACAACAAAAAUCAAUAAACAUGUUGAACAUUAUAAUAUAAUAGCGGAAGAACAAAAAGGAUGCAGGCGAGGCCACAUGGGAUGUAAGGAACAGUUAAUAAUUGAUUCUACUAUUCACAAACAUGCAACUUCAAAAAAUAGAAACCUACAUUGCACAUAUAUAGACUAUAAGAAAGCUUUCGAUAGUAUCCCACAUUCUUGGUUGAUUAAAAUAUUACAAAUAUAUAAAAUAAACCCAAAAAUAAUAAACUUUUUACACGAUAUUAUGUCUAGAUGGAAAACCACACUUUAUUUGAAUACAAAUCAAAACACCAUCACAACUAGAGAAAUAGCCAUUAGAAAGGGUAUCUAUCAAGGCGAUUCCUUGAGUCCUCUGUGGUUUUGCCUCGCCUUAAACCCCCUGUCACAUUUGCUGCGUGAUUGUCGUGCAGGAUAUCGCCUCAAACACGAUAUACAAGAAACAAUAGUCUCUCAUCUCAUAUAUAUGGAUGAUAUUAAGUUAUAUGGAAAAACAGAAAUGGAAAUGAAAAAAUUAAUAGAUACUACAGCACAAUUUAGCAAAGAUAUUAAUAUGGAAUUUGGUUUGGAUAAAUGUCUUCACUUCACAUAA